Molecule: messenger RNA, 330 nt
Organism: Pelobates cultripes (western spadefoot toad)
Lineage: Eukaryota; Metazoa; Chordata; Amphibia; Anura; Pelobatidae
Source: the annotation of a GenBank genome assembly
AUGGGACACAAACACAAACAAUCAGAGCCCUAUGUAUUGGACUUCCGCUACACCCUACUUCCAGAGAUAUCGGAGAAAUCCUGUAGAGAUCACAGGCACAGAAGAUCAUGGCUAACGACUACCACUGAAAGGGUGGACUCCAUAGAGGACCAACCGAGGCUAUACAAACUGAAGAUCUGGGGCAUCCUGGACUUGGUAGGCCUUCCUGAUGUGCCUCACUAUAUCCGACAGCUAAUAGCCCAACCAUCAAAGCAAGCCAAUGCAGUGAAGCUCGACGCUAUGUUCCGCUUGCCGAAAACCAAGGACAACAUCUGUGAGCGCACACUCUGA